AUGCAGCAACAAAAUCUUCUUCUUCGAGCACCUGUCACGAUUGAGGAAGACCUCCACCAGAGUCAGACCGCCGGAGAAGCCAUGUCAGCAAGCCCCGACCUAGCAGCAACAAUGGAUCUUCUCCACGACAUGAAACACCUGGCCGAAACAACCCUCGACCACACAACCAAAGACACCCUCAAAGAACUCGCCAACGCCUUGGACCAACUCAGCGAAACCAACGCCAAGCUCCAAAACUACAUCGACCAAAUAGCCCGGGAUCGCGCGUGGGUCAGCCGCAAGCGCAACGACAUCAACGAGGACACGAUCAACAUGACCGCCGGCACGGCCGUCAUCAGGAAUGACGAUCGACAAAGGAAGGCCAAGGAGUGCAUUGAAGAUGGACGGAAGAUGGUUGAGACGGUGAACAACCAGAUCGAGGCUAGGAUGAAGCAAAGGGAGGAGGACAUCGAGGAGCUUAAGAAGGAGCAGGACUUGUGUCGGGAGGAGUUUCAGGCGUUGCAUCUGUUGCUGAAGAAGGAGAAGGAGACUUUGAGGGGUGAGCUGAAGGCUUCGGAGAUGUUGCAAGGGGAUAUGAGGAAGGGCAAGGUUUAG
Saxophila tyrrhenica is the source of this 594-nucleotide messenger RNA. RefSeq lists its product as uncharacterized. Lineage: Eukaryota; Fungi; Ascomycota; Dothideomycetes; Mycosphaerellales; Extremaceae. The transcript has 3 exons. The record is from RefSeq and is a predicted model, not a curated record. Bases 1 to 594 code for a protein of 197 amino acids.